This is a messenger RNA of Bemisia tabaci, 769 nucleotides long. It is a transcript of the gene EMC6, whose product is annotated as ER membrane protein complex subunit 6. The record is from RefSeq and is a predicted model, not a curated record. Gene Ontology annotation, cellular component: endoplasmic reticulum; EMC complex; membrane. Lineage: Eukaryota; Metazoa; Arthropoda; Insecta; Hemiptera; Aleyrodidae. Gene Ontology annotation, biological process: protein folding in endoplasmic reticulum; autophagosome assembly.
CAAAAUUUUAAUUUUUUUCCCAUACCAAUUAUUGAGGCAGAAAAUUGAAUUGUUGAUUUUAUAAUUUUCGUUUCUCAUAACGUAUUAAACAGCAGUGAUAAUUAUUUCUUGUAACAAUUGUUUUUCUCUUCAUUUUACCAUCCCUAAUGGCCUAAUCAACUCAAACUACUCACUCUUUUUCCACUAAAUCUGGUUUACAGUUUGUUUACGACAUCCUUCGAAAACUUGCUUUCUACACUGCUCUUCACCCAUCUAAUUUCCCGUCAUGUCAACCGGAAGAGUGAAGACCAGAGUUCAAAAAGGAGAGAUAAUCGCAUACAGUGAAUCAGCAGUGCGGAACAAUGCAGCCAUUGUGAAAUACUGUCGAACAUCAAUGGCAGCACUUUCAGGGAGCACAGCAGGAUUGUUAGGAUUAACUGGAUUCUAUGGUUUUGGCUUCUAUGUUUUUUCAGUACUAGGAUUGUGGGUCAUGCUGCUGAUGAAAGCUGGAACUCAGUGGCAAAAGUUCUUUAUCAAUCGAAGAUCAUUGUUAACUCAUGAUUUCUUCGGAUCUCUAUUUACUUAUGUUUUGUUCUGGACGUUCUUAUAUGGAAUGGUGCACGUCUACUGAUUGCAGCAAGCGGAAUUUUUUGGAUGAAUUCAACCUUCAAUGAAUUCAACCUCAGAUUUUUAUAUCAGUCAUUAUUUUUUGUUCCUUCUCUGUUUUCAUUAUAUCAAUUUUGUAUCUACAUGCUAUUUUUUACUAUUAAAGAACCAUCUUUUACCAUAC